AUGGGGCUCUUCGUGAAGAUCACAAGGCGCUACUCGGUCGCCUCUUCUUUCAGUUUGCUUGUGGUGCGGAGCUACUUGGGCCUCAUUCUGAACGCCGCAGUUAUCUGUCUGGGAAGGCAGUUUGCCGCCAGUCGGGGACGCCUCGUGGAGACGACCAGCACGCCUUCGGUAUGCGGUCGCUCAUUCACCUGGCUCCUUGUCAGGGUGCUGGCAGGCUUCGGAUGUGUGAUUCUCGAAUAUUAUGCAAUGGGCCGUCUGCCUCUUUCGACGAGUUCUGUGAUUUUGUAUUCAAGCCCUGUCUUCGUAGUGCUAUGGGCAGCUAUCCUCCUAGGCCAACCAUUACGCAUCCCCGAUCUCGUGUGCAUGAUGGCUUGUGUUGCCGGCAUGACGCUGGAAAUCAGCCCCUGGGAGAGCCAGGACUCUGGCAAGGCGUCCGGAUACCUGGCGAUCCUUGCCUCGGCAGUCUUGGCUGCAUUGGUCUGCGUGUCGCUGCGAGCCCUGCGCGAUGUGCCGUACUACACGGUGCUGAACACGUUCUUCUUGGGAUCCCUGUCGUUGUCGGCAGCCCGCGGAUGCGGUGCGGCGUUCCAUGAGCUUCAUUUUCCAUCCUGGCACGACGCGGCAUGGGUGAAUUGGGCACUCGUGGCCGUGUUCGCUUAUGCAGCAGAGGUCUGCAUGACAUGCGGCUUUGCCCGGGCAGGCGAUCGGGCAGGUUCGGUAUCCGUAUGGAAGUUUUUGUGCCCAGUUUUCUCAAUGUUGUGGGGCGCUUUAUUUUUGGGCGAAGGGGUAACGUGGUCAAGCAUUUGCGGCUCGACCCUGAUACUUGCCUCCUCACUUACGUCCUUAUCACUCCAAGCGCGUUCAGUGUCUCAUGGGCAGGACAUCUGUGCUGCUGCGGGGCACAAUGCCGACCGGCUUGACGGAUUACGGCGCUGA
This is a messenger RNA of Prorocentrum cordatum, 936 nucleotides long. The record is from the annotation of a GenBank genome assembly. Lineage: Eukaryota; Dinophyceae; Prorocentrales; Prorocentraceae.